Messenger RNA from Protopterus annectens (West African lungfish), 2086 nucleotides. It is a transcript of the gene CAT, whose product is annotated as catalase. NCBI's taxonomy places the organism in Eukaryota, Metazoa, Chordata, Ceratodontiformes, Protopteridae. Gene Ontology annotation, molecular function: heme binding; catalase activity. The record is from RefSeq and is a predicted model, not a curated record. Gene Ontology annotation, biological process: response to hydrogen peroxide; hydrogen peroxide catabolic process. Gene Ontology annotation, cellular component: cytoplasm; peroxisome; mitochondrion.
CAAGGGUAGUGGGGCUUAGCAGUCAGGUCUUGGUGAGCAGCUUGUACUUUGUUGCAAGGGUUUGUAUUAUUUCCUUGACAAUGGCUGAAAGAAGAGAUAAAGCCACUGAUCAAAUGCAGUUGUGGAUGGAGGGUAGAGGAACGCAGGUGCCUUUGGUUAUUUUGAAGUGACGCAUGAUAUCACCAAAUACUGCAAGGCUAAAGUUUUUGAACAUGUUGGAAAAAGGACCCCAAUUGCUGUUCGUUUCUCCACUGUUGCUGGAGAGAGAGGUUCUGCUGACACUGUCCGUGAUCCACGAGGGUUUGCUGUGAAGUUCUACACUGAAGAAGGAAUCUGGGACUUGACAGGAAACAAUACUCCUAUUUUCUUUAUUCGAGAUGCCAUGCUGUUCCCAUCAUUUAUUCAUACUCAGAAGAGGAACCCACAGACUAAUUUAAAAGAUCCAGACAUGAUGUGGGAUUUCUGGACCCUUCGUCCUGAGUGUUUACAUCAGUUGAGCUUCAUGUUCAGUGACAGAGGAAUUCCUGAUGGACAUCGCCACAUGAAUGGAUAUGGGUCACACGCAUUUAAGCUGGUGAAUAGCAAAGAGGAGGCGAUAUACUGCAAAUUCCAUUAUAAGACUGACCAAGGUAUUAAAAAUCUGCCUGUAGAAGAAGCAGAGCAACUGUCAGCUACUGACCCAGAUUAUAGCCUCCGUGACCUUUAUAAUGCUAUUGCCAAUGGUAACUACCCUUCCUGGACAUUUUACAUCCAAGUCAUGACUUUUGAAGAAGCAGAGAAUUUUCCAUUUAACCCCUUUGAUGUAACCAAGGUCUGGCCACAUAACGAUUAUCCCCUUAUCCCAGUGGGUAAGCUGGUCCUUAACAGGAACCCAGUCAAUUAUUUUGCUGAGGUGGAACAGAUGGCAUUUGAUCCAAGCAACAUGCCAGCAGGGAUUGAACCUAGUCCUGACAAGAUGUUGCAGGGGCGCCUGUUUGCUUACCCAGAUACCCACAGACACCGGCUAGGAGCCAACUACCUACAGCUGCCUGUGAAUUGCCCCUACCGAACUCGUGUAGCCAACUAUGAGAGAGAUGGUCCGAUGUGCAUGUUUGAUAACCAGGGUGGGGCUCCAAAUUAUUACCCCAAUAGCUUCGGUGCUCCAGAGGACCAGCCCAAGUAUAUGGAGAGCCGCUUUAAGGUUUCAGCUGAUGUUGCUCGCUACAACAGUGCUGAUGACGAUAAUGUCACUCAGGUACGAGCAUUCUACACCAAGGUGCUGAAUGAAGAAGCGCGCAAGAGAUUGUGUGAAAACAUAGCCGGUCACCUUAAAGAUGCUCAGCUGUUCAUUCAGAAAAGAGCUGUUAAGAACUUUACUGAUGUGCAUCCUGAUUAUGGUGCUCGAGUUCAGGCACUGUUGGAUAAGUACAGUGCUGAAGCUGGCAAGAAGAAUGUUAGAAACUAUGAACCCCAUGCAUCUCAUGUGGCUGCCGAUAAAUCCAACUUGUAAGAUUGGUGUUUGGAAUAUAUCCUUCCGUCCGGAUGACAGUUCCCCCAUUAUGUGGCUUUAGGCAAAAGCUACAACUUUCUGUGGAUCUUCAGCAGUAUCAUUGCAGAGAUCAGAUUUAGUCUUUAAUAUGCUUUUAAUAGCACUAAAAGUAUGUUAGUAAUAUAUUUUUAUGAUCAUGUAAAAUUUUGCUUUCAUUUCAGUGCUUGCAGUUUGUUUAUGCUUCUUACAACUGUUUAGUUGAAGUUUGCUGGUUCCAUUAGCUUAUUUUUGACAUUAAGAACUUGCUGUUUAAAAAAAAAAAAACUACUAGAGAAGACUAGCAGUUGUUACUUAUUACUAUUAAUAUGUUUGUUAUAAAUAUGUCUAUACUUUGUUGCUGCUCAAGUGCAUAAAGUUUGAAGUGUUUGAGCUGUUGUACAUGUCAUGGAAGCACUGUGAUAUUGUUGCAUCACUGUUUGCUCAUGCAUUGUCCCUAUAAUUUAAACAUGCAAACAAAUAGGUAAAAAGGUCACAAAGACCAACUUUGUAUAAAAAAAACGUAGCCUGGCUAGAGGGGUUUGACUUUAGGGUUCCUAUUAGAAGACCAAAGACACAUUC